AUGGCCUUGGGAGGAGCAUCCCGGGCUGCACUUCUGCCGUUGAUUUGUGGUCCCAAAGUUCACCGACAUAAGCGCUUUCAUUUCACCGUGCAAGCCCCGAGGUGCUCGACCAGAACGUCCGCAUUAUCCGAGCAUCAACGGCCGAUAAUGUCGCCGUUCUCCAUCAAGUCACGCCAGCAAAGUAGAGUCCUUACCGGCAUCUUUUACAAGGAGCAACGAGAUAAAAUCCAGAUCGAAAAGAAGACCACUAGCGUCUGGGCUCGCUGCUUUCAGGGCUUCAUGGGUCAAGCUCAAUAUCAGCCUACCAGAUACCGAUACCGAGUCAGGGACCUACAUUGUCCCUGA
Molecule: messenger RNA, 345 nt
Organism: Penicillium oxalicum
Lineage: Eukaryota; Fungi; Ascomycota; Eurotiomycetes; Eurotiales; Aspergillaceae
Exons: 1
Coding region: 1-345 (114 amino acids)
Source: RefSeq, a predicted model, not a curated record